AUGCUAGCUCAAACUUGUGGAUCGACGGGAGAGGGUUUGGGGGGAACCACCGGGCAGCGAGAUUGUACGGUACAGCGCAAACGCGGACAUGACAACGGGCGUCUCGGCGCAAUCAUCGCAUUUGUCCAGAUUGACGGGCUGGUCGAAACCUUGACAGCGCGGGUCUUGAGUCGCCUUAGCGCAGACGGCGCAUUUCGUUGUGGAAUGGAAACGAGCCGUGAAUCAGACGCCGGGCAGUUCCGGAUAGAGGCGCGUCUUCAUGCCACUCCAGGCAGCCCGCAGAAGCCCGGAAAGGGCUCCGUGGCCGUCGACGGCGAGCGCAGUCGCCCUGGUCCUGGGUCUCUCGGCAAAACAACACCGAGCUGCAGGCGGCUGCCAGGCCCGCCCAACCCAGCCCCACUGACCCCGAUCAAUCUGGCGAGAUGGCAAGAUCUCCACGUCUCGCGCCAAUGGGUUGGGUUGGGCCCUGGAAUGUUGACGAGACAGCUGGGCUUCCAGAAGGUGUGGCUGGUGGAUUCUACUGCGCCACAUGCGCCAGGCGCCCCACCGGGCCUGUUCACCAGUCCCGUUCGCACAGCCACAUCUCAAACCGCCCAUCCAAUCCUAGUGCAGAGAAAUCACGACGAGUUUGAGGUUCAAGAUAUCUUCUGGACAUCAUCGCGACCAAGGCACGCAACAGUCGACCACGGCCUCUGUCCCCCUCGUAAACGACAGAGGAGGCUUCUGGAUCGAUCUCAGGUGCCUGAUACGGGUCGGCAAAGCAGUUCUCACCCCGCCACUCGCGUCACGGGGCAACGAGGUCCUCGCAGAGCGUUGCGAGUGCGAAUCGUUGGGAAAGCAGCUUCUCACUUUGCCAGCUGGCGACGGCUCCCCGCACCUGGCAGUUCUGCCUGGGGAGGACCUGUUCAUCUUCGUCGGCCCUCGCCGUCCCCAACCCCGCCCACUCUCACCUUGUCACCCUCUCCUCCCUGCCUGCCACCCAAACCAAACACACACACAUCUUUCCCGUCUUCACCCCAGGGAUCAACUUCCGUCACAAACAAUCGCGCACAACUGCACUCAUCCCUCCAGAGCCCGUGGGACUUGUCUGCACCAUCGCUACAGCUCGUGCUGCAUCUCAAGUCGCCAACCUCGGAGCCGCAGCCAGACUGCCGCGUCACAAUUCCUGCUCCAUUCAAAGAACGGCAGCUCCCACAUCAUUUGAAGGUGCUGGCUGAGCAACCAACAGCUCAGUCUUUCCUUUCGCUGCUCUCUCGCGGCUUCCAACCCCAGCACCUGCCAAGCUUCGACCGUCACAGCCGGCCGCGCGCUCAACGCGGCUUCCACCCCACCCAUUUCCCUAGAGACGCGUCCAGAGGAGGAUCAUCUUGGCCAAAGAUCGCUUAUUUGGGCAGGCCCUUCGUCGCCUUCUCUCGUUGCCUACAUUUCUCCUCCCUUGGUUGCGUUCCCGGCACCCAAAGGCGAGCUGUUUGGUCGUGCUCCUCUCCUGUGGAUUUUUGGAGUCUUCCUAGCAGUCAUCAUCAUCGCUCAGGCCUCUGCCGACAGCGUAUCCGCCACUGA
Messenger RNA from Purpureocillium lilacinum, 1560 nucleotides. The record is from RefSeq and is a predicted model, not a curated record. NCBI's taxonomy places the organism in Eukaryota, Fungi, Ascomycota, Sordariomycetes, Hypocreales, Ophiocordycipitaceae.